CAUGGCGGAGGCUGCGGAUACCCCACAACACCGGUUUUUCUGCCACUGCUGUAAAUGCGAGACAGAGCCCAAACUCCCGGAUCUUGUCUGUCCACGAUGUGACUCUGGCUUCAUUGAAGAGGUGGCAGCUGACUCCAGUCUGUUGCAGGACAGCUCGGCUUCUGCUGAAAGUGAAAAUUCACCCUCAUUCUCAGACUUAUGGCAGCUGCUGUUUAUGGAGCGCUCUGCUCUGCUGUCGCAUCCGCCGUCCUCCGAGUCCGACCCAGACGACGGCGAGCAGGCAUCCGCAGACCGGAGUCGGCCCUCUCCGGCGACGCCAAGCGCCCCGGAGGCCGGACAAGCAGAGUCGCCUUCCAACGCCGAGCAAGAAAGGUCGUCCAGGCCUGAGCAGAGGCCUGCAGUGGAAGGGAUUGUACAGCAGUUUUUGACGGGCCUGUUUGCCAACAGUGGAAACCCCGGUGGUGCACCAGCUACACUAUCAAGCAUGCUACAGCUGUACUCAAACCCAGGAGACUACGCCUGGGGUCAGGGAGGGCUUGACGCCGUUAUCACAGAGUUAUUAGGACAGCUGGAGAGCACAGGUCCACCCCCAGCAGAAAAGGAGAUGAUCUCAUCCCUGCCAACCGUUUGCAUUUCUCAAGAACAGACAGACUGCAGACUGGAGUGUCCAGUUUGCAGGGAGGAAUAUUCGAUAGGAGAAUCUGUCAGGAAACUCCCCUGUCUUCAUUACUUCCACAGUGGAUGCAUAGUGCCCUGGCUGGAGCUGCAUGACACCUGCCCCGUGUGCCGCAAAAGCCUCGACGGCGUGGACAACAGUCUGCCGCCGGCAACGCAACGCCCAGACGCCCGCUCUAUCCGAACAGACCAGCAAGAAGAGCAAGCGAUCUGAGAGACAGGGCAACAACUCUACCUCCUCUACUGUUUGAAAGACACAAGCCUCCCACCUCAGACAUUUUCAUCUGCACCGACUGCUUUUAAUAUAAUACAAAAAAAAAACAAACAAAAACCAUGACAUGCAUCAUGUCAUGGUUUGCAGCCGCAGCACUCACUUGAUUCAUGCAUCUCUACCGAGGACUUUUAUGUUUUCUACUCCAACAUAUGCGUCGUUUUUAUGCUACACCUCACACAGAGGGAUUGUGGAGCACUUUGCUGACAAGAUGCAGAGCUGCUGUGUCCUUCUCGCUACGCUGCCCCGCUAGGUGGUUUUCUGAAUGACUGACUUUGAUGCUAUGAACUAAUCACCACUCAGCUGCCGCUGGCUGUCAAAAUGAUGGGAACUGGCAGAGUUAUGGAGUGAAACUUUUCCAUUAUUGUCUUCGUAGGACAGUGCCUUAAAGCAGGUUUUGUUUACUUUUUACCAACUUGAAGCUGCUAUUAAAGUCUGAUCCUGUGAUGCUCA
Messenger RNA from Salarias fasciatus (jewelled blenny), 1399 nucleotides. RefSeq names its product ring finger protein 115b (gene rnf115b). Gene Ontology annotation, cellular component: cytoplasm. The record is from RefSeq and is a predicted model, not a curated record. Gene Ontology annotation, molecular function: ubiquitin protein ligase activity. Gene Ontology annotation, biological process: protein ubiquitination. Lineage: Eukaryota; Metazoa; Chordata; Actinopteri; Blenniiformes; Blenniidae. The transcript is spliced from 9 exons. Bases 2 to 889 code for a protein of 295 amino acids.